CUAAAAAAAAAGAGAUAUUUCAGAUUUUACAUUUGCAAAUAGAAACUAUUUCAUUUAAAACUUUUUUGUGAUCUUAAAACAAUAUACAAAUAUUACAAUUUACAAAAGAUUAAUUAUUCUCAUACAUUUGUUAUCAAAAACCUUGUCUAUAGCUCUCUCUCUUUCUUUUUCUCUCUUUGCUCAUUUGCUUUGAUUCUAAAUAUAAUAUUGAAUAUUCCAAUGUGUCCUAAUACUCCUUUACACUUGAUUCUCGCGGCAAAAAAGUAUAUAGUGAGAAAUUUAAUUUAAAACAAGACAUUUCACAUUUGACGUCAAGUCGUUGAGGCAUUAGUAUUACGUUCGCCCUUUUCAUCUUUACGUAUAACCACAACCAUCUAAUCUGUAGUUGUGUCCUUCUCAUGCUCGUUAAUCGUCAGUGAAUCUUAAUGAUUGUUAAACAUGCUUCAUAUCGUUUCGCUGUGAUAAAAAUAUUUCCACAAAAUUAAAGUAAUCAAACAUCCUAAUUAGUCGUAAUUGCUACAGCUUAAACAUUUUUUCAAGAACGCUAAUUAUUCCCGUAUCUACAUAUCUAUUGUCGCGUGACAUCUGACAAAUGUCUUCUCUCUCAUUGUCAGUCAGAGCCAUCAUAAAUAUCAAUUACAAUUAUCCCCUAUUAACAGUGCGUCGAGUCGGUCUUUAAAAGCACGCAGCUGCUAGAGAAAGAUUCAAUGUCAUAUUCGAACUUGAAACUACUAGAACGCGUUGAUAUGAAUUACAAUGGAUUAAUAAUUCGUAUAGAUAUUUUAAAUUAAUUAAAAAUACGUUGAUCAUAAUCAUUUUACGCAUUAUAACUUUAAAAAGAUAACAAAUAUUUUUCUAAAAAAUAUUUUAUUUCUUGAAACUCUCUAAUGAUAAUGUAUUAUUAUGUUAUUUUGAUAUUUUAUUGCAUUAUAUUUACUUCGCUUUAAAUUUUAAAGUUAUAAAUCGGAAAAUUAACAAUUUCAAGAAGUCGAUAAGAGAAACAAAUAUAAUAUAAUUAAGCUGCAUUAUUCUGAUAUCAAUGUACUAUGUUUCAACUCGAGGUCUAAAGUCUCAUUAGCUGCCAUUUUUGGCUAGAGAAAAAUAAUGCGCGUCGCGUGCUUCUAAUAACCUUCCAUAAAUUCGUAUUAUCUAAAGUCUCUCAGAUCUUUCCCCAAUAAACUGCUUCUGACCGCCUACUAUCCGGCAUUCUCUUCCGGCGUCCUUGCCGACCUUUGCGGCAAUCGCGGCGGAAAGCGCAUAAAAGCUGCAAGCGACCCACAGGUAACCUGCGCACCUGCGAACCAGUCGAAAGCGAUUGCGUAGACCGGAACGUGGCCGCGCAUCAGUGAGAGUCGAAAUCCCGCCUUGUCUACAUCCGUUAUUUUAACGAGAAACAUCGCGGACAAACAGCUUCGAUGUAUCGAAAUCACAGAUGACUCUCGACUUGCCAAGUCGAAAUGGCAACACAAUUAUCAGCGAAAUUAAUACUUAUGCCGAUUACAACUGCCUUUAUAACUUUCUAAGAGGAUUAAUAUUAUUAAUAGAUGUAUAUUAUCUGCAAAGAUCACAUGUCGUUAAUAUAUUUCUGUGAAAUGUAAUGUAACAUCGAUGUAAUUCAGCCGGAGGGAGAUUCGUUGUAUUUAUUAUUCAAAAAUAUGGUACUUCGGCAUGGCAAUAAAAUGCAUGGAAGGCCCUUUUGUGUUCAAACUAAAUGAGAACGGUACCGGACCGCAUUUACUUGUACAGGUUUGCACGGAAAGAGGAUGGCGGGAGUAUGCCGGCGAAAAUAAUGUAUUCAAAGAUCGAUGGAAUUUAUGGUGGCGGUCCGGAGGUUUCCCCACGUCACAUUAUAAGCCAUUACUCCCCUGGCAGUUUGUCAAUCGGAUACCAAAAGGAAAUUCCAUCUGCCGAAAGGAUAAACUGAUUCGUCACUUGAAAUGUAUGAAAAAAAUCCACGGUUCAAUUUAUGACUUCAGUCCCGCAGGAUAUAACUUGCCUUCCGAAUACACGAAAUUGGCCGAAGAAUGUAGUCGUUACGAGAAAGACUACAAAAUUUGGAUUUGUAAACCAGUUGGGCAAAGUCAAGGAAAAGGAAUUUUUUUGUUUCGCAAAUUAAGCGAUCUAUCAUACAACAAUGCCGCGGUUGCGCAAAGAUAUAUCGAGAAUCCUUUGCUAAUCGGCGGAUACAAAUUCGAUCUUCGCCUGUAUGUAUGCGUACCGUCAUAUCGCCCAUUGACGAUUUAUUUGUACAAGGAAGGUUUGGCCCGUUUCGCUACCGAAAAAUUUUCCUUGGAACGAUUGGACGAUCCGUUUCGACAUCUAACUAAUUUUUCCCUAAACAAGUUAGGACCAGGCUACUCAGAAAAGAAGGAACGCAUCGGUGCCGGAUGCAAAUGGACGUUUAGACAAUUAAGAAGAUAUUUCGAGCAAUCAGGAUACUUUGACUGGAUUCUAUGGCAAAAAAUCUCUUGUUUAGUGACUCUAACGAUCCUAAGUCAAGCGGCAGGCAUUCCUAAAUCCUCGAAUUGUUUCGAAUUUUUCGGUUUUGAUGUGUUAAUCGACGAGAAUUUAAAACCGUGGCUCUUAGAGGUGAACUUAAGUCCGGCUUUGAGUAAUGACUGUGAAGUUGAUUCGGAAGUGAAAAAGCCCCUAUUGCAUGAUCUAUUUGAUUUAUUAGGUCUUCCAGUGUGUAAUACCGGACUCUCCCUAUUUACAAUCUGGUCCUCCUCUGAUCGCGUCGAAGAGGACGAGAAGGAAAUGUCUUCCAAAUUUGGCCGCUCCACGAAAAAAAAAUCAAAACUCGGACGAGAAACCGAUGCUUUUCUAAAUUUCUCCCCGGAUACCCGAGCUACGUUAAGACAAUCAACUCCGGAAAUUUGUUCAACUGCCUGGUCCCAUUACAACCCGCUAUUAAUGGAUAAAUACAUACGUCGAGGAUAUAAAGGAAAUACGAUCGAGAAUUACACUUCCAAAACGAUUUGGGACAACGGCAGAGAUUGGAGGGUUUCCUGUGUAAAGGAAGGUGGAUGGAUUCGUAUUUGCCCGUUUACUCGGAUAAAACAUAUCGAAAACACGGAAAAUGUGAGACCGUCACCAAGAACUGUUGAGAAUGAGAUCAAGAAUAUGGUCCUUUCUAUACAAAAGUAUUUAAAAGUCGUAAAGGAAGUGCAACAAAGAAACGAAAAACUCACAGAUGAGCAAUGCAAUGCUCUUCUGCAAAAUGCGCUAGAAUUAAAUACGGAAGUUUGGCUGCCAGGAAAGUAAAAACCUAGAAGUCUGCAUCUUUUGCUCAUGUCCACAAUUUUCACAUCUAUUUAUUGUCUAUGCUUGUUAAUUACAGUAUUAUUUUAAAAAAUACUUUGUACAACUAUGUACAAUGUACAUUAUAAUGAAUGUGCAUCUCGCUCUCUUUAUUCCCCAUUGAGAUCUUUAUAAUAUACAUAUUAUAUUUAAUAUAUUUCAAAAUAAUUAAUUACAAAAUUUUAUGCAGCAAUCAAAUAUUUAGUAUUAAAUGUAGCCGUCUUAUGCUCAACUCAUAAAUAAAAUUAUUUUAUU
Molecule: messenger RNA, 3555 nt
Organism: Formica exsecta
Lineage: Eukaryota; Metazoa; Arthropoda; Insecta; Hymenoptera; Formicidae
Product: probable tubulin polyglutamylase TTLL2
Exons: 11
Coding region: 1669-3264 (531 amino acids)
Biological process (GO): microtubule cytoskeleton organization; protein polyglutamylation
Cellular component (GO): cilium
Molecular function (GO): tubulin binding; tubulin-glutamic acid ligase activity
Source: RefSeq, a predicted model, not a curated record